CUGUUCAUGGAGGUUCCAGGGUCUCCAACAUUUUUCCCGGCUGUGGUUCUAAAUCUGUCCAAAGCAGAGGCAGUGGAGCUUGAGGUUCUUGCUCGUGCAAAUGACUAAGUACAAACUGGUGGUGGUUGGAACUGGUGAUGUUGGGAAAAGCACACUGACAAUCCAGCUAAUCCAGAACCACUUUGUAGCUGAGUAUGAUCCCACCAUAGAGGAUUCUUACAGAAAACAGGUGGUUAUAGGUGGUGAAACUUGUCUGUUGGACAUACUGGAUACAGGUGGACAAGAAGAGUACAGUGCCAUGAGAGACCAAUACAUGAGGAUAGGAGAGGACUUUUUCUGUGUAUUUGCCAUCAAUAAUAGCGAGUCAUUUGUGGAUAUUAACCUCUAUAGGGAGCAGAUUAAGCAAGUAAAAGACCUGGAUGAUGUACCUAUGGGGCUAGUGGGAAACAAGUGUGAUUUGCCAACAAGGACAGUUGAUACAAAACAAGCCCAUGAACUGGCCAAGAGUAAUGGGAUUCCAUUCAUUGAAACCUCAGCCAAGACCAGACAGAGUGUUGAAGAUGCUUUUUACACACUGGUAAGAGAAAUAUGCCAGUACUGAAUGAAAAAUCACCAACAGCAGUGAUGAUGGGACUCAGGGUUGUAUGGGAUUGCCAUGUGUGGUGAUGUAAUAGGAUUCUUUUAAAGAAGAGUCACUUUCAAGCUGGACUGACACCCCGGUCCUGACUUCCCUGGAGGAGAAAUAUUCCUGUUGCUAUCUUCAGUCUCACAGAGAAGCUCCUGCUACUUCCCCAACUCUCAGUAGUUUAGUACAGUAUUCUCUAUUUGAGAAGUUAGAAUAACUGCCUCCCCACUUGGCUGUCUGACCAGAGAAAUACAUCUCUUGUUACUCCCUGUUAUUUUUCUGCCUUGGGUUCUUCCACAAUACAAACACACCUCUGGCACCCUAAGUUUUUCAUCUGAAAAGCAGUUCAUGAAGAAGAGAACUAAACUGCAGACGUGAAAUUCUAUUGAAAACAGUGUCUUGAGCUCUAAAGUAGCAACUGUUGGUGAUUUUUUUUUUUAACUGUUGAACUUAGAACUAUGCUAGUUUUUGGAGAAAUGUCAUAAAUUUGUCAAGAAUAUGGUUAUCAUUGCUGUUUGGUUUGUUUGUAAUGUUAUCGGUUGUAUUCUCUAAACUGGCAUCUGCUCUAGAUUCAUAAAUACAAAAAUGAAACUGAAUUUUGAGACUAUCCUA
Molecule: messenger RNA, 1237 nt
Organism: Cebus imitator (Panamanian white-faced capuchin)
Lineage: Eukaryota; Metazoa; Chordata; Mammalia; Primates; Cebidae
Product: GTPase NRas-like
Exons: 1
Coding region: 101-601 (166 amino acids)
Biological process (GO): Ras protein signal transduction
Cellular component (GO): plasma membrane
Molecular function (GO): GTP binding; GDP binding; GTPase activity
Source: RefSeq, a predicted model, not a curated record